AGAGGCGGAGACGCGGCCCGGCAGGGGCGGCACGGCGCUCGGAGCCCCGCGCCGGCCAGUGUGGGGAGCGGCGAGCAGGCGACGGCGCUGCAGCUGCGGCGCCUCCCAUCUCCGGGCCGCGCGUGGCCUCGCUGCCGGGAGCCGCGCCCCAGGUAUUUUUUCCAGAAAGAAAACAAAACUGAUACCUUACAUCCUGGAAGUUCAUUUAGGAAUCUUAAAUUAGGGACUUUGGACAUGGCUAAUCGAGGAGCAACAAGACCCAACGGGCCAAAUACUGGAAAUAAAAUUUGCCAGUUCAAACUGGUACUUCUAGGAGAGUCCGCUGUUGGCAAAUCAAGCCUUGUACUUCGCUUUGUGAAGGGCCAAUUUCAUGAAUUUCAAGAGAGUACCAUUGGGGCUGCCUUUCUAACCCAAACUGUGUGCCUUGAUGACACAACAGUAAAAUUUGAAAUAUGGGACACAGCUGGCCAAGAACGGUACCAUAGCCUAGCACCAAUGUACUACAGAGGAGCUCAAGCAGCCAUAGUUGUGUAUGAUAUCACAAAUGAGGAGUCCUUUGCAAGAGCAAAAAACUGGGUUAAAGAACUUCAGAGGCAAGCAAGUCCUAAUAUUGUGAUAGCUUUGUCAGGAAACAAAGCUGACCUAGCAAAUAAAAGAGCUGUUGACUUCCAGGAAGCACAGUCCUAUGCAGAUGACAACAGUUUAUUAUUCAUGGAGACAUCAGCUAAGACGUCAAUGAAUGUAAAUGAAAUAUUCAUGGCAAUAGCUAAAAAGCUGCCAAAGAAUGAACCACAGAAUCCAGGUGCAAACUCCGCCAGAGGACGAGGAGUAGACCUUACUGAGCCUGCACAGCCAGCCAGAAGCCAGUGUUGUAGUAACUGAACUCCAGUGUGAGCUUCCUGAAUGGCAAAAACCGUGGUGUGGGAGCAUCUAGCCGGCCCAAUGUGACUUCCAAAAAGACUUAUGGUAGAAUCAAGUUUCUAAUACUGAAUUAUUUUGAGUGUUUUGAACUUAAUUUUUAAUAACAUGCAUGUGUUCUUCGGACUAAUGUUUCAACAGUAGAAAGGGAAAAGAGAACUGUGUACAAUUUGUUGGUGGAAAGUGCAAGGGACCCACUCGUCUCCAGUGGGGGUGGAGCCACACUUAACCACCAGUCUCUAACCUGGCAUAAGAGUCAGGUGUGAAAGAUUCAAAAUUACUAGUGAGCUUUAGGAAAACAUUUUUAGAAGACUAAAAAUAUUUAUGCUUAGCAACAGAAGACAAGCAAAUGGUAAUUUCUUCUAUUGGCUAAAAAGUGUACAUUCCACAUAUUAAUAAAAUAAUCCUAAGAAAACAGUCCUACAUCUCCAGAAAGAAUGAAUAUUAGUGACAUCUUAUUCAGUCCUGUUAUUUCUUAAAAUCUGACUGAAAAGAAGAAGUCAUGUGUAACCCAAUCUUGUUUUAGGAAUAGAAAAACUGAUAAAUGCAUUUUAAUGGAUAGUGGUCGAACCUUCGUGUGAGCUCUUCAACAAAGUGGAAACAAACCAGGUGUCUGAUUUCUCUUUAAUCACUGUUGGCCAUUACAUAGAGGUCUGUCUGGAGCAGGGAGGGAGCUCUGGUUCCCUUGGGACAUGAUUAGUCAGUGCACUAACAAUUAUGUACAUUCAAACUUGAUUUUAAAUAUGAUCUUCAGCUGUACUGUAAAUAGAGUACUGCAUUGUCGUCUCCAUGUUUAUUAUUUUCUGUAAUAUUUAAGAAUUGCCUAAGCAUAUACAAAAUGUACAGUUACUAAAACAGCUAAUUAUUUCUGUCUUCCCCCUAUGAAAGGAAGGGGCUUUGCUGUUCUUACAUGGUUAGAACCUUAACACUGUACCUGCAAUUUGUAACAUAAGUAUUACAAUGUUAUUAGUAAUAAUCUUGAAACCUUGGUUUUCAAAGUCCAUUUUAUUUUGAUCAGUAUAUUGCACUAAUUAUUUUAGGUAUUUUCAUUGUAUGAAAUCUACCAUGUGUCAGAUGAUUUAAUCUAUUUAAGUGUCGAUCUGCUAGCAGAACUUGUACAUUUUACAAUAACUCAAAAUUAGUAAGGAAAACAGUUCACCAGUGUUUAGUUUUAUAUUGAGGUGCUCAGGUUGGAAUAAAGUGGUAUAAAAAGCAA
Messenger RNA from Mesocricetus auratus (golden hamster), 2134 nucleotides. It is a transcript of the gene Rab5a, whose product is annotated as RAB5A, member RAS oncogene family. Gene Ontology annotation, molecular function: GTPase activity; GTP binding. Bases 235 to 882 code for a protein of 215 amino acids. The transcript has 6 exons. NCBI's taxonomy places the organism in Eukaryota, Metazoa, Chordata, Mammalia, Rodentia, Cricetidae. The record is from RefSeq and is a predicted model, not a curated record.